Sabethes cyaneus is the source of this 833-nucleotide messenger RNA. It is a transcript of the gene ND-ACP, whose product is annotated as acyl carrier protein, mitochondrial. The record is from RefSeq and is a predicted model, not a curated record. The coding region runs from base 134 to 601 and encodes 155 amino acids. Gene Ontology annotation, cellular component: mitochondrion. Gene Ontology annotation, molecular function: acyl carrier activity; acyl binding. The transcript has 3 exons. Gene Ontology annotation, biological process: fatty acid biosynthetic process. Lineage: Eukaryota; Metazoa; Arthropoda; Insecta; Diptera; Culicidae.
CCUCCUGGCUGGCUGGAAGAUUUUCUUCAAGUCUCGCGAAUCCUCCGUAAAUCCGAUCGAAUCUGUGCUGCGGUAAAACGGUGCCUGCUUGUUUAGAACAUCCGCCGACUUUGGAAAACCCUCGUCACACACGAUGGCAUCUUUGGUGCACAGCGUCCGGGGAUUAGUUUGUCGAAAUUCGCAGCUGAUUAGAUCACUCGCCAUUCGCACUGUAUCAUCAUCAUCUGCUCUGCCACUGCGACCGAAAUGUAAUCAGACUUUGGUUUCACAGUCACAGCUAUUGGCCAAUUUUGAGCAAAUCGGUUGCCGGCAGCUGCAGUUCACCAGAAGCUACAGUGCAAAGGAACCGCUAACAUUGCAAUUGAUUAAGGAACGUGUGCUGCUGGUGUUGAAGCUGUACGACAAAGUUAACCCAGAAAAGUUGACCCUUGAAUCGCAUUUCAUUAACGAUCUCGGACUAGACUCGCUAGAUCAUGUAGAAGUUAUAAUGGCCAUGGAAGAUGAGUUUGGUUUCGAGAUUCCGGACGGCGAUGCAGAAAAACUGUUCAGACCUGCCGAUAUUGUACAGUACAUCGCUGACAAGGAAGAUAUCUACGAGUAGAACAAAUGAAUCGUCUGCUGCCUGGUAGCUGCAUAUAGUGCAUACGCUGGUAAAGAACGGAAUUACCCUAAGUAGAUUUUAAUUUUAAUAUAAAAUCAAACAAUAAUACGACAGUUGCUACAGCUUUCGUGAAGCGCAUAUUUUUGGCCAUCGCAGUGUAUCAACAACGGAUCGAAGAAUUGCUGUGAACUUUGUACUGGUUUGAAUGCUACCUUAGGUCAAUAAACUUUGA